ACAAGCAACCGAAUCGUAUCAGUUGUGAUUUGACUCUAGCAGUGAGUGGAAGUGAAUAUUUCAACAUUUUCUUUUGCAUACAAAAAUGACGAAGUUUUCUAUAUAAACACACAUCCAUGUACAUAACUAAUAACUCAUUAAUUAACCAAAGAAAUCAAUUAGAACAAUAAAUGCAGUGCUCAAUGCACCCAAAUAAGUAUAACGCGCAAAAUUAUACAAUAACGUGAGGAAUAUUAAGUACAACAGCGAUAACUAAGGCAGAAGUGUUAUUUAUCAAACGCAACAAAGCAAACAAGAAAUACCUAGCUUCGGUGUGGCAAAGGAUGCGCCACCUUUGACUAAGAUUUACUGCCGCCUCUACUGUCGCGUCAUUAUAUAUCGACACGACGGCACAUAAAUCAUUUCACUUAGUUGCGACAACUCGUGCCGUGAGCAUCACGAACGUACCGAACGAAACAUCCAAGCAACAAGCCAUUGAAAUACGCGCAACUUUUUUGAACAAAAAAUCUUAGUAGUUUAAAUUGGAACCUAAGACGAAAUACCUCAAAUUUUCACUAACAAAACGAGUUUAUUAAUAAAUUGGAAACUAAGAAACUACCUCAUCUAUGUAAAUUUUUUGUGCAAUUUUUUUGGAAACCCGGAAAAGAAAUGAAAAACUACAAAACAUAGUAUAAUAAUUUAAGUGUAAAACUACCUCAAAGUACAAAAAGUGAUCAUCAAGCAACCUUAAAUUCCAUAACAAGAAUAAAACAAAAAUUGGGCACAAAGACUUUAAAACAAUACAUUUUUAAGAUUUUAAAUUUAUAUCAACCAAAAGUUUCACAGAGUUUAAGUGGCUUAGCAUAAAUUAUUUUGUAACAAAUAACCAGAAACGACCUCGGGACUUUACAGAAGUGGACCUACUGGCUUAGUAGGACCCACUAAAAUUACAUUGAAAGGAGAAAAAAGAUGGCAAUUUCGCUUCUGCAGGACGCCCAGACGCGAAGUUUAGCCGCAGCUCUAGCUGGUAUAAAGCGCGACGAAAUAGAUACACAUAAUGUCCUCUCCAUGUCACCACCAAUGUCUGCGAAUACAUCCGCUAACAGUCUCUAUCCCGGUUUACAGCACACUGCUGCCGCCAGCGCCUUCGGCAUGCUGUCACCUUCACAAUUACUUGCCGCAAAUCGUCAGGCAGCUGCUGCACUUAUGGCCUCCCAGCUAUUCCCCCAACAUCCAUCAAUUUUUGGUCAAAUGUGGCCUAGUGCAAUUCCUCAUAUUCCAUUGAAUACUGGACCACAUUCGCCACCAGCGAGCCCACAUUCGCCAACAACGACUCCCUCCAAUAGCAAUAAGCAGUGCCACAGUACCAUCUCGCCAACUGGCUCUGGGCAUAGUGAUCUCCCUGCCAAAAAACCUCGCAAAAUUACCGUCAAGAAAGAUUUGAUUUCACCGCCAAUGGUAAUGUCGAUGAACGUCAACGACUUAUAUAGUCCAGCUGGCCCCAUCUCGCCGCCAUCAUCCGGCUCCUCACCAAAUUCGGCACAUGACGGCCCCAGCCGUAUCGAUGCUGCCAUGUCUGCAUCGGCAACAAAAGAUCCUUCUCGAGAUAAGAGUUUCACGUGCAAAAUAUGUUCACGCUCUUUUGGCUACAAACAUGUGUUACAGAACCACGAGCGCACGCACACUGGGGAAAAGCCUUUUGAGUGCCCUGAAUGUCACAAGCGAUUCACACGUGACCACCACCUGAAAACUCAUAUGCGCUUGCAUACCGGUGAGAAACCCUAUCAUUGUUCACACUGCGACCGCCAAUUUGUUCAAGUGGCAAACCUCCGCCGUCAUCUGCGAGUCCACACUGGUGAACGACCGUAUGUCUGUGAAAUCUGUGACGGCAAAUUUAGUGACUCCAACCAGCUGAAAUCGCACAUGUUAAUGCACAAUGGCGAGAAGCCAUUUGAAUGCCCUGAAUGCCAUAUAAAAUUCCGGCGACGGCAUCACCUACUAAAUCAUAAAUGUGGACAGAACACCAUUUCUGGUCUUCAUUCUCCGCCAACCUCUCCUGAUGCAGCAUUCAGCCCCAGUGGUAUUCGUGGAGAUUACGCGUUAUGUGAUCAGAAAUCUGCAUUGGGCUCUAGCUAUGGUUCGGAGGAGUCCAUUGAUAUCAGCCAACCAAUUAAUACCUCAGUCUCGACCUUUGAACUCUCGGAGCAUCAUCACAACAGUCAACUCCAUUCCACCAUGUCGUGCGUCGAUGCUUCAUUAAGUAUCGCUGAAGCCUCUCCCGAUGAUGACGAUGAGGAAGACAUACCACUUGAUCUCUCUGAAAGCGAUAUAAGUAUUGACGCUGGACGGAACAGCACUAAGAGAGCGCACAACUUUCGCCGUGCUUUCCAGCCAAUACAAGUCUUGCCGAUGCAUAGCGAAAUCCCCGAACAAACUGAACCGGAAGAUCUAAGCAUGCAUCGAAGCAACGCCACCGCUGCUAUAGCCACUGCAUUUAACGCUGCCCACUCCCAAGAGUCAAUGAUUAUGUUGCACGAUAAUCUCGAUUUCGAUGAAUUGGAAGGAGUGGCGACGAUUUACAUGCGCCAGCAACAACAUCUUUUGUCGGCGUCGAGGCACUCCACACAUAUAGAAUAGGAAGAGGAGUUGGCGAAGCAAUAUUCAGAAGAUUCAAAGCGCCAAGGAGCCAAGUCAUCACUUUCAAUAAGGCAGAUGGCGAACCGAAAUCUUCUGCUGCUGCUGCCGACAUUCUUACGGUCAUUACUGGUCACAAUUAGCAAAAAAGGUGACGAACAUGCCAAGAUACUGCACAGUUGAAAAAGUGAGGGAAACUUCUAGAGUUAACUUUGCGCAGACUAAAAAAUAUCACUAUAAAGUACUACUCAAUGUUAUGCUCAUCAAUUACCUCAAUACUGCAUCUACAACGAGAAGAGUUGUAGUACACGAGUCGAGAAUUGAAACCACUGUAAUACGAAUUUUAAAGUAAAGAAAAUAUAUCCCUCAGUAGUAUUGGUAUAACGUAUAUAAACCUAACUAGAUAGUUAAUAUAGACUAUUUUUGUAAGAACAGGAAAUUAUGAAAUCGUAAAUAUGUUUUGUAAAUUGUUAAUAUAAAUUCAUAGAAACAAAAAUGAUAAUCCAAAACUAAAAAUCUAGAAAAUCAGGGACGCGGGGAUUCAGUGCGGAUUCGGAAAUUUAUGUAUAUUUCUCAGUGCCAUUUUUUUUUAAUUUCCAUUCUUGUCUGAAUGUGAAGUUAAUUUACCUUCAAAUAAAUUAUUUUAAGAGCUUUUUAGUUUUUAUGAGAAUUAGCUUUGAAAAUAGAGCAAAAAACAAUUUUUGUAUAUACAUAUAUAUUUACUUGAAUACAUACAAAUACAUCUCGAAUAAUAAUUUUGACUUAUUUAUUACACUUAAUUUAUUAUUUUUUGCACUGAUCGAAAACAUUUUAAACGAAAUUAUUAGUUUGUAAGCAUUAAAGCUAAAUCAAUAACUCAGCAAAGAAAAUCAAAAUGGACUUUAAGUUACAUCAAAAUAAAUUGUAUUUAUAAGACAUUGUUUUAUUUAAAGCUAAUUGUUUAUAUUUGCAGCGUUUUUAAGUUUUCAAGAAGCAUUUACAUUUAAGCUCUUUAGUUUUUUAUUAAAAUUUGAAAGUGUGCGUUUGGUGUUGUUACGCUAAUAAAAAUAAAUACGAAAUGCUUGAAAAUUCAUACUGAAAAGUAGCAAGCAAUGUUUUUUUA
Molecule: messenger RNA, 3715 nt
Organism: Anastrepha ludens (Mexican fruit fly)
Lineage: Eukaryota; Metazoa; Arthropoda; Insecta; Diptera; Tephritidae
Product: protein krueppel
Exons: 2
Coding region: 949-2616 (555 amino acids)
Biological process (GO): regulation of transcription by RNA polymerase II
Cellular component (GO): nucleus
Molecular function (GO): RNA polymerase II cis-regulatory region sequence-specific DNA binding; DNA-binding transcription factor activity, RNA polymerase II-specific
Source: RefSeq, a predicted model, not a curated record